Molecule: messenger RNA, 426 nt
Organism: Dendrobium catenatum
Lineage: Eukaryota; Viridiplantae; Streptophyta; Magnoliopsida; Asparagales; Orchidaceae
Product: actin-depolymerizing factor-like
Exons: 2
Coding region: 1-426 (141 amino acids)
Biological process (GO): actin filament depolymerization
Cellular component (GO): cytoplasm; actin cytoskeleton
Molecular function (GO): actin filament binding
Source: RefSeq, a predicted model, not a curated record
AUGGCAAAGGCGAACUCGGCUUCUGGAUUGGCAGUAGAUGAUGAGUGCAAGCUGAGGUUUUUGGAGCUGAAAACGAGGCGCUGUUUCAGAUUUAUCGUGUUUAAGAUCGAAGAGAAGGCAAUGCAGAUAACGGUGGAAAGGCUUGGCCAACCUGAAGAGAGCUACGAAGACUUUACUAAAUCGCUUCCUACUGAUGAAUGUCGCUAUGCUGUUUAUGACUUCGACUUUGUCACAGAUGAGAACUGUCAGAAAAGCAAAAUCUUCUUCAUUGCCUGGUCUCCUGACAGUUCAAAAGUUAGGAAUAAGAUGCUAUAUGCUAGCUCCAAAGAUAGAUUCAAGAGAGAGCUAGACGGCAUUCAAGUGGAGUUGCAAGCAACAGAUCCCAGCGAGAUGAGCUUGGACAUUGUAAGAUGUCGGGCUCUCUAA